GUGUGUGUGCAGUGCAGAUUGGUUACAAAACAUUCCAGUGUUGCUCGAAAAUUUACAAUUGUGACAUAAUCCGCCACCGUUUCUCUGAUUUGGGAUUGUUAAAAUGCUCAGACUGCACACGAGUUGAAAAGGAAGUGAUAACAUUUGAAGAAUCUCCCCCAAACUCGGGGAAGUAUUGACUGCAUCAUCCCAUAAUGUCAAAAGCUGCACGCGCUGUGAAGGCAGCAAAGGAUGCAGCUAAAAAAGUAGAACAUGGCAAUACAAUCCGCUCUUACAUCAGGGCAGGGCGGGCUGCCCCAGGACCCCCACUCGGACCCAUUUUGGGUCAGAGGGGAAUACCAAUCGGCCAGUUCUGUAAAGACUUCAAUCAGAAGACGAGUCACAUCAAAGACGGAGUUCCACUUCCCUGCUACAUCCAUAUAAAUCCGGAUAGAACGUAUGAUAUCGAAAUGAGAACGCCACCAUCUGCCUACCUUUUAUUGCAGGCGGCUGGUAUGAACAGGGGAGUUCACGAAGCAGGCAAACAGGUCUUCGGCAAGAUAACUCUCAAGCACGUCUACGAAAUCGCCAAAAUCAAACACCAAGACAGUCCUCUGCAGGACCUAAGCCUUCAAGAUGUCUGUAAACAGAUCAUCGGAACCUGUCGCUCAGUGGGAGUCCAGAUAGUUCGGGACCUUGACCCUGAGGAAUAUAAACAGUUCUUAGAGGAGGUUGCAGAGACGAGGAAGGCCUUGGAUGAAAAGAGAGCUUUAGACCGAUUAUCUUGAGAAACCUCAAAACUUUGUUUAUUUUCUGUUAUGUUAAAGGAACUCAAAUCCCACCAGAGUAAUAUGCCUGGUUUUUUCCACAGA
Asterias rubens (European starfish) is the source of this 851-nucleotide messenger RNA. RefSeq names its product 39S ribosomal protein L11, mitochondrial-like. Gene Ontology annotation, biological process: translation. The transcript is spliced from 5 exons. The coding region runs from base 195 to 767 and encodes 190 amino acids. The record is from RefSeq and is a predicted model, not a curated record. Gene Ontology annotation, cellular component: ribosome; mitochondrial large ribosomal subunit. Gene Ontology annotation, molecular function: structural constituent of ribosome; large ribosomal subunit rRNA binding. NCBI's taxonomy places the organism in Eukaryota, Metazoa, Echinodermata, Asteroidea, Forcipulatida, Asteriidae.